Drosophila montana is the source of this 4161-nucleotide messenger RNA. RefSeq names its product trachealess (gene trh). Gene Ontology annotation, biological process: regulation of transcription by RNA polymerase II. Lineage: Eukaryota; Metazoa; Arthropoda; Insecta; Diptera; Drosophilidae. Bases 910 to 3888 code for a protein of 992 amino acids. Gene Ontology annotation, molecular function: protein dimerization activity; RNA polymerase II transcription regulatory region sequence-specific DNA binding; DNA-binding transcription factor activity, RNA polymerase II-specific. The record is from RefSeq and is a predicted model, not a curated record. The transcript is spliced from 10 exons.
ACGGACGUACUACGUAAACACAACUCUCGUAACGCGCGCAGCAGUUCUAGUUCGUCAGCUUCUGCUUCUGUUGCUGCUGCUUCCUCUUCUGCUUCUUUUACGUUACUUUCAACGCCGUUUUACUGCAGUUUUCACGUACGCUGCCCGGCCGUGCAACUGUAGCCGUAUCCGUAUCCGUGUGCCUCUAUACGUGUGUGUGUGUGUGUCUGUGUCUGUGCGCCACCCUGUGCGUGCGUAAUUGGCGCCCAUUUGUUUGCAGGCCGCGACGCGUCGACUAUCAGCCACGGCUCCAGCUCCAGUUCGAACUCCGGCUGCGACUCCGGCCCCAAACCCAAUCGCGCUAACGGAACCAGAGCCCGUCCAGCCGUUCAGUUGGCUGCUGCAAUUGCGCCAGCGACGUGCCGAACGCUGCUGACGUGCGAAUUAACUGGCCGCCAAGUCGAUUGCACGCUAAUUUGAAUGCCAAUCGAAGCUGCGCGCCUGACGGACAGCCAGACAGUCAGUCGAAUCGUCGACGUUAGUUUUACGUGCGUAUUGCGCCCACGCGUCUACGUGCGUGUGCGUGUGUGUGUCUGUGUGUGUGUCCGGGUCCAAGGAUAAUUGAAGACAGCAACUGACACGUACGCGUGCUCCAAUUUGCCAGACAGACAACAACACGCCGCAAAAAGGAUGCGUCGUUGACCUCCUGCCAGCCGGCUGCGUGUGUGUAUAUCUGUGUGUGUGUGUGUGUGUGUGCGAGAGUGUGUAAAGUGUGCCAAAACAAAACAAAGCAAACGCCUCGCACCCCCCCGACAGCCGCAAGUGCAAUACAGAUCUAUUGAAAAUGUGCCAGUGUUAGUUGAGUGCAAGUUAAGUGUUACGUUUAUCAGACAAAACCCUUUCGAGGACUACCGCAAGCCAAGUGCUAAAAUGUUGCCCUACCAGGCGGUGGCCAUGGACUAUGCCGGCUAUCAGCGGCAGCCCACGCCGGGUCAUCCCGGCAGUCACAUGGUCGGCUCGCUGGGCAUGUCGGCGGUGCCGUUCAGCCACUCGUGGAUGGUGCCCACCCAGGAUCUGUGCGGCAUGCCGCCCUACAACAAAAUGCCCAAUCAACAUCAGCCGGGCGCGCCAGGAAUGCACUCUCAACAGCAACCCAUCGAACCGGGCAUUCUGGAGCUGCGCAAGGAGAAGUCGAGGGAUGCGGCACGCUCGCGGCGCGGCAAGGAGAACUAUGAGUUCUAUGAGCUGGCCAAAAUGCUGCCGCUGCCGGCGGCCAUAACCAGCCAGCUGGACAAGGCCUCCAUUAUAAGACUGACCAUUAGCUAUUUGAAAUUGAGAGACUUUUCCGGACACGGCGAUCCGCCAUGGACACGCGAGGCGUCCAGCAGCAGCAAGCUAAAAAGUGCAGCCAUUCGACGCAGUCCCGCCGUUGAUUUGUUCGAGCAACAUCAGGGCACCCACAUACUGCAGUCGCUGGAUGGCUUCGCCUUGGCGGUGGCAGCGGAUGGCCGCUUCCUGUACAUAUCGGAAACGGUGUCCAUCUACUUGGGUCUGUCGCAGGUGGAGAUGACGGGCAGCAGCAUAUUCGACUAUAUACACCAGGCGGAUCAUGCGGAAAUUGCCGACCAGCUGGGUCUCAGUCUGACCAGCGGUACGGGCGGCGGAGGCGGCGGCGGGGGUGGAGGAGGUGGAGGGGGCAGCGUCAGCGGUGCUGCUGGCCUGGCCUCACCCACAUCGGGCGCCUCGGAUGACGGCAGCGGAACACACGUGGCCGCCUCCAUGACGCAGGCCUCGACCAGCGGCUACAAGGGCUACGAUCGCAGCUUCUGCAUACGCAUGAAGUCUACCCUAACCAAACGUGGCUGCCACUUCAAGUCGUCCGGCUAUCGGGCCAGCGAUGCGGGCAGCAAUUGCAACGGUAGCAAUAACAAUGGUAAAAAUGUUAAGAAUCCGGCCUCAAACUAUUCGGUGGUGCUGCUGCUGUGCAAGCUGCGUCCGCAGUACACCUUCUCGCACACACGCAAAUCGCAGCCUCCGCUGCUGGGCAUGGUCGCCUUGGCCAUAGCCCUGCCGCCGCCCUCGGUGCACGAGAUACGUCUGGAGUGCGACAUGUUUGUCACGCGCGUCAACUUUGACCUGCGCGUCGCGCACUGCGAGCCCAGAGUAUCCGAUUUGCUGGACUAUACGCCGGAGGAUCUGGUCAACAAGAGCCUCUACUCGCUGUGCCAUGCCGAGGACGCCAAUCGCCUGCGCAAGAGCCACACAGACCUGAUCGAGAAGGGUCAGGUGCUGACCGGCUACUAUCGACUGAUGAACAAGAGCGGCGGCUACACCUGGCUCCAGACCUGCGCCACGGUCGUCUGCAGCACCAAAAACGCCGACGAGCAGAACAUCAUCUGCGUCAACUAUGUCAUAAGCAAUCGGGAGAACGAGAAUCUCAUACUGGACUGCUGCCAGCUGGAGCCGAGCGUGGACAGCAUCAAGCACGAGGAGGGCCUGGGCAACGACAAGAGCAGCGGCUCGCCCGGCGGCGAUGCGGCCGGCGAUGGCAAUGCCCAUCUGAGUGCGGGCGACAUGAAGCUGGGCCUCAGCUCGCCCAAGACCUUGGCUGAUGCGGAGGGGCAUACGCAGCGCAGCGGACGCGGACGCAAUGCAUCCGCGCACGGCAACAAUCUGAACAGCCUGGCGCUGAUCAAGGACAGCCCCACGCCGCUGGGCGUCGAGGUGGAUGGUGUGCUGCCCGUCACGGUGGCCACGCCCGUGCCGACGCCAGCGCCCGCCACCACAACAACAACAACAACGGCGGCGGCAACAACAACAAAGAGGAAGCGCAAGAGCAAAGCAACGCAGCAGGCCGAAGAGCAGCAGGCGGAGCAGCAGCAGCAGCAGGUGGAUCAGCAGCAGCAGCAGCAGCCGCUGAGCAAGCUGCCGGCGCUGGAGCAGCCGCGGGAUGCACAGCAGCCGCGCAGCCGCCUGCCCAGCAUGGUGGACGAGCAGCCGGCCGGAGCAGAUUCCGCUGUCAAGGAUCUGGAGCAUGCCAUGUCCAAGCAUCUGCCGUCGCCCACUGCCAACAACAACAACCAGCCCAGCACAGACUUCAGCGCAGAUGCCCUGAUCAAGCACCAGCACCAGCAGCACCAGCAGCAGCAGCAUCAGCAGCAGCAACAGCAGCUGCAGCAUGAUCCCAACGAGAAGAGCAGCACCAUCCAGUGGAUAGGCGCGCCCUAUCAGCAGCCGGCGCCGAUGCCGGCCACCGCGCUGCUCCGCCAGCUCUACGCCAAUCGGGAGAGCGUCAUCCGGGCCACGGCACGCCAGACGCCCACGGGCGUCGGUGUGGGCGGUGUCUUCUACGGCGAGCAGCAGGGCGGGCCGCUGCCGACGCCGCCGGGCAGCGAGUCCUCCUACGAGAAUCAAUAUCUGCAGCUGCAUUCGGCGGCGGCGGCCGCCUCGGUGACGCAUCCGGGCGGCCAGAAGGCGCCCGGCGGCAACUCGACGGACGCGUUCACCAAUCUGGUGUCCACCUACGGCGGCUACCACAGCUCCAUUGACUACCACAACGCGAUGACGCCGCCCAGCUCGGUGUCGCCGCGCGACAGCAACAACUCGGCCAAGGCGCCGGCGGCAGCCGCCCCGCCGCCGGGCCUGCUCGUGGGCAGCAAUGGGGGCUACGACUACGCGGACUCGCUGCGCGGCCAAUAUGCCACGCCCGUGGAUGGGGGCGCGCCCGCGUCGCUGCCACUGAAGCCGCAGGCGUAUACGGCGGCGAUGCAUCCGCAUGCGACGACCACAACGGAGGGCGGCGUCACCUACAGCAAUCUCGACCAGCCGCAGUACUUUGCGCCCCACUCGAGCUUCCAUCUGUACCACAAGGGCAGCCCGGCGAGCGCCUGGUACUCGACGCCCUCCUAGGCGCGGCACGAGCAGGCAGCCUUCGAGCUGCCCGCUUGCCAGCAAAGGCAACAGCAGCAGCAUCGCGAGGAGCUGGAGCAGCAGUCGGAUCGGUGGGACUUUGUCGGCGCACUCGGCAAGGUGGCGCGCAUGUUCUUCAAUGCGCGCAAGGGCAACCAAUAAGGGAAGGGCAGAGGGUGAAGUGGGGGCAGAAGUCUGGCUGGGAUUAGGUGUGAGCAUUAUGACAUAAAGUGAACCGUUGGGAAAAACAGGAAGGGAUCAAAGCUUCAUAUU